Recurvomyces mirabilis is the source of this 969-nucleotide messenger RNA. RefSeq lists its product as uncharacterized. The record is from RefSeq and is a predicted model, not a curated record. Gene Ontology annotation, molecular function: oxidoreductase activity. The transcript is spliced from 2 exons. The coding region runs from base 1 to 969 and encodes 322 amino acids. Lineage: Eukaryota; Fungi; Ascomycota; Dothideomycetes; Mycosphaerellales; Teratosphaeriaceae.
AUGAAAGCAGCAGUUAUUCACGAGGCUGGCGGGCCCGAUGUCCUGAAGAUCGAAGAGGUGCCUAUACCCAAACCGCGACCCGGCUGGGUCCUCAUCCGCAUCAAAGCCUUCGGUCUCAACCGUUCCGAACUCUUCACCCGCCAAGGACACAGUCCGGGCGUCCAGUUCCCACGGAUACUAGGCAUUGAAGCUACAGGUCUCGUCGAAGAAGCACCUGGUGGCGAGUUUCAGAGAGGUGAUGUAGUCGCCACCGCCAUGGGAGGUAUGGGUCGGUCCUUCAAUGGGGGCUACGCAGAGUAUACUUGCGUCGCAGCUGGCCAGAUCCAGAAGCUGGAGACGAAACUUUCGUGGCAUAUUCUGGGUGGUUGUGGCGAAAUGUUGCAGACGGCUUAUGGGAGUUUGUUCAAUGCUUUGCAGUUGAAGAAAGGUGAGACCUUGUUAGUGAGAGGUGGGACGACUAGUAUUGGUCUUGCAGCUGCGGCGAUCGCGAAGAGUCAUGGUGUGAAGGUCAUCUCAACUACGCGGAAUUCGGCUCGUAACGAGUUGCUGAAGAAGUCCGGUGCGGACAUCGUGGUCAUUGAUAGUGGUAAGGUGGCUGAGGAAGUCAAAAAUCAGACGGAUGGUGGCGUGAACAAAGUGCUGGAGCUCAUCGGCACGACGACUUUGCUAGACUCGUUGCAGUGCGUCAAGCCGCAUGGCAUCGUCUGCAUGACUGGUAUGGUGGGAGACAGCUGGAAUCUCAAAGAUUUCUCACCCAUGGACGCCAUACCCACAAGCAUAUGCCUAACAUCUUACGAUGGUGGGCCCGAUGCGUUCAUUUCAACUCCCUUGCAAGAGCUAGUCAAUCAAAUUGAAGCCGGCACCCUUCCAGUCUCCAUCGGCAAGACGUUCAAGCUCGACGAUAUCGUCGAAGCACAUAGAACAAUGGAGCAGAACAAGGCUGGCGGCAAGAUCGUGGUGCUGACGUGA